Messenger RNA from Magallana angulata, 3162 nucleotides. Its product is annotated as cell adhesion molecule 3-like. Bases 139 to 1749 code for a protein of 536 amino acids. The transcript is spliced from 9 exons. The record is from RefSeq and is a predicted model, not a curated record. Lineage: Eukaryota; Metazoa; Mollusca; Bivalvia; Ostreida; Ostreidae.
GGGUCAACUGUCGCAAAGCAUGACGGUAAUGGGGAAGUGACUCAAAAUGGCAGUCAUCGUUUGAAAACAUUCCGAUGUGAUACGGACCAUUUGGUGAAAAAGACUGAAUUAAAAGUGAUAAUUUCUUCAGAAACUACCAUGGAUUUAUUUCGACGGUUUUCGUGUAUUUUAUUUUUAUCAACAUUAUAUAUCCAAGGACGAAAUUGUGGAACAGUUCAAACUUUAGCAUCGAUCAAGGCUACAAAUGGAUCAUCUGUGGAUUUAACUUGUGAAUAUACUUUAGCUCCAGGUGAUUCAGUGUACAGUGGGCUUAUUGUCUGGCAAGCUAAGACAUCAGGGACAUCAGAUUUUGAGAAUAUUGCUACAUUUUCACCUCCGGGAGCCCCGGGAGGAGGGAACAAUUCUUUUACCACCACAAAUUCUUCUAUGAAUCUGAAAGAUAGGGCAGAGUUACUGGAAGUAACUUCUGAGGGUCCUGGCACUUAUCGUGCUGUGAUGAGAGUUCUUGAAGUGCAGUGUUUGGAUGAGAAAGAAUACCGGUGUUCAGUUACCUUUAUCAGUACAAGUACUGGUCCACAUACAAGAACUGCAGUAACCUCUCUUACAGUUCAAGCACCUGCAGAAAGGCCAUAUGAUAUCCCUGUUGCUGAACCUAGCAAUAUUGAGGAAAACAUGAAAAUCAACCUCUCCUGUACUGCUAAUGUUGGUAAACCUCCUGGAAAGAUUAAGUGGUGGCGCUACAGAGAUCAGGUUAAUGCUCCGUUAUUGAUGGGGGAGUCCUCGGAAAUCCCCGCGGUGCAGCCUGGAGUGUGUGUGUACAACGUGACCUUCUCCAUACAACCUCUGGUCACCAAGGACGACGACCAGUCCGUGUGGAGAUGUUCUGUUGACAAUGAACUGUUGACCAGCUCACCUGACCAAGACAAGCCUAACCAAGAAACUGCUAGAAUCAAUGUCUUCUAUAAAGUUAGGGGUCCAAGAAUAGCCAAAAUCCCAGACACCCCGAACUCCCAGUAUUCUGUUGGCUCUUCUGUAACCUUGACCUGCGAAGCUGAAGGUAACCCAAGUCCUUCCACGAAUAUUGAUAAGAAUAUCAACAAGUAUGUAUGGACUUUCAAGGCCAAUCCAGGAGACAAUGCUACAGAGUUGUCGUCAAACAAUGGAAUCCUCAGUCUGAACAAUCUUCAAGAGACAGACACAGGGACAUACACAUGUACAGCCUUCAAUGGGUUCAAUGGAAAAACGUUCAACAGCUCUCAAUACCAGGAACUUCAAAUAGUAAAAACAACCACCACUUCUGCUCCCACUACUACACCUUUUGUGUCCACUGCAGGCCCGACCGGAAAUCCCGGAACAGAGUCGCGGGAAGAAGAUACUACAGGCGGGUUAUCAGGGGGGGCCAUAGCUGGUAUUGUGAUUGGGGUCAUCGUCAUCCUGGUCCUCGUGGUGGUAGCCGCGCUCUGCUUAAUCUGUAGAAACAGGCAGUCAAAGGGAGACUCCAUAGACGAACCUCCAGAGAAACCAAUAAGAAACAACCAAGAUCUGAGCUUUGUGAACAGACCAGACAUUGUCAAUAAUGAUAAAUCCUCACCAUUCUAUUCUCAAGAAAAGAAACACAACACAGAUCUGCAUUACUCUGAUUUAACAUUUGACGACAAACCCAGAAGUCGGAAACCUAUCCAAAUUUACGACCUGAAUGGGCUCAACAACAGCCCGUACUCAUCAGAAGUGAUGAUGCCCAGUGUGUGAGCGGCUCUCCAGAGCUUCAGGGAUCUGGGUGCAAAUUCAUGAUAUCUGAGAAAUUUUUGAUAUUUAGUUAGAACAUCUCAGUAACUCAAGUAGCAGUACUGGUAUAUAUAUUUAUGAUUGAUGUUAAAGAUAAUCCAUGUUUAAAUAACACAAGCACAGUCUUCUUGGUGAAAUCCACCCUGAUAUUUAGUGACUUUAUUAGUAAUCUAACAGUCAAGAACUCCUAGUAGCUAGGUAAUUGAAAUAAAUCCUACCUAUGACCAACAGACUCUGAUAAUCACAACUUCUACAUUCCCGUCAAUGUUGCGAUGUGAAGUUUGUCAGAUCCUGUUUUUCGUUAUUUUUGUCUGGGUCUGUGACCUUAAUGCCAAAGCUUUUUGAUGAGAUGGACCUGACAAGGUUAUUUGACCAAGCGUGAGUGCUAUCUUUGUCCUUCUGACUUGUACAUGUAUGUGUAUUGUGUGUAUGCAUUGAUCUAUUUUUAGAGACAUUGUUCAUUGAUAUUACACUGUGAUACAAUCACAGCCAUCAUCUACAUGUUGCAAUAAUUCCUUCACGUGUGUGCUAGAUAUCUACAAGGGUUUCUUUCCUGUAUAUAUGUGUAUAACCGUGAGAAAGGUAUUUCUUUACACAAGCUCUAACCUGUACAUGCACAUAUCAAAAUCAGCAGAAAUUCCAUCCGUUUUGACAGUGACAUCAAUAUAUAAAUCCUCUCACUUUUACAUAACAUUAUUCAAAAGAUUUUUGUAUAUAGUUUUAUUAUUGACAUUAAUUAUCAUGCCUCUUUUCUAAAGAUCUGACAAAGAUUUUGUAUCCUGAACAUCCUCCCUGAAGGUCAUUGUAUAACACAUAAUAUGUGGAUGCUACAGUAUCUAUAUAGGUUGUACAUAGAAUUCUAUUUAUAUUGAGAGAAUUAAUUUCAUAUAUUAGAAUAUUCUUGCAAGUUACUGUAUGAGGUAUGUCUUGUUGUUUGCUGCGUUAGCUCCACACUUUUGUUUCGUUUAUUUUCACUCUCCCCUUUGUCUGUCAUUGACCACGAAGUGGUGUACUUGUUGUGAAGUGUACCUUAACCACUUACUUCCGUCAUUUAAACACAUUAUUAUGUAGCUAUUAUGCUAGUAAACUCACAACAUCCCUCUAACAUGAUAAUCAUGUCAACUAUGUAAAAUCAAACAGGUAUUCAAAAUCAUGUACAAGAUUUACAUUGAGCAGUUCCUUAUUCAAUGUUUUUGUAAGGUUGUGAAUAUGCAUUUUAGUAUGUUUAAAUGUAUAUAUUUUCUUGAAUGUAUUUUAUGCACUAUAUACUGCAAGAGAAUGAGUUCUUAUCAUUAUAUGAAAGGAAAUCACAAUUUAUAUGAAUAUAUUGUACAGCUUAUGUAAGUAUUUUCUUCAUUAAAAUCCGGAAACACCAUU